AAAAGAAUUAAAAACAAGUCCACCAAACAGAAAGGAAGAAAUCAAAGAAUAAACCACCUCACAUUACAAAGGGAAGGAAUCGAGAAACAAAUUCAAAGCCAAACAGAGGAAAAGAAGAGUGUUUCUUUUUUUAAAUUGCAAUGGCAGUAGGACUCAAUUCUUGUAAGUUUGUUUUGAUCUUUGCUACGGUGUUGAUGAUGACCGUCGAUGCGAUUGGGGACAGCCAAAACCAGCAGGCAGCCCUGGGCUGGAUGUCAACCACCGCCACCAGAUCGGCGUGCAAGGGUCCCAUAGGCGAAUGCUUAGAAGGGGAAGAAGAGUUUGAGUUGGAUUCGGAGAUCAACCGCCGUAUUUUGCAAACCACGAGGUACAUCAGCUACGGCGCGCUCCAGAGGAACACCGUCCCUUGCUCCCGCCGUGGCGCCUCCUAUUACAAUUGUCAGCCCGGAGCUCAGGCCAACCCUUACAACCGUGGAUGCAGCCGUAUCACAAGGUGCAGGAGCUGAGCUCUUUUUUUUUUCUUUUGAAGAUGAAGUAAUAAUUUCCUUUUCAGGUUUUUUUACUAUUUUUAUUGGGGUUUGGUCGUCGUACACUAAGAAAAAAAAUUGAGAUGUGGAGACAUUGAUGAUAAUCAUGUUCUUA
Hibiscus syriacus is the source of this 642-nucleotide messenger RNA. RefSeq names its product rapid alkalinization factor-like. The transcript has a single exon. Bases 141 to 506 code for a protein of 121 amino acids. The record is from RefSeq and is a predicted model, not a curated record. Lineage: Eukaryota; Viridiplantae; Streptophyta; Magnoliopsida; Malvales; Malvaceae.